This is a messenger RNA of Artibeus jamaicensis (Jamaican fruit-eating bat), 1004 nucleotides long. It is a transcript of the gene POP7, whose product is annotated as POP7 homolog, ribonuclease P/MRP subunit. Gene Ontology annotation, molecular function: nucleic acid binding. Gene Ontology annotation, biological process: tRNA 5'-leader removal. NCBI's taxonomy places the organism in Eukaryota, Metazoa, Chordata, Mammalia, Chiroptera, Phyllostomidae. The transcript has 2 exons. The record is from RefSeq and is a predicted model, not a curated record. Bases 317 to 757 code for a protein of 146 amino acids. Gene Ontology annotation, cellular component: ribonuclease MRP complex; nucleolar ribonuclease P complex; nucleus.
CCUCCGCUGCUCCACGGGCUCCGGCCGGCCCCGACCUACAAGACCUCUCCUGCUCCCCUUGAGCCCCACCGGCGCGGCCUGGACGCCCGCCGUCCCCAACGCCCCCACCCCCGGCACGUGACCCGGGAACCCCGCUUUCUUGGGACGCAGGGCACGCUACGGUCAGGGUUUUGGGGGGUGCCCCCGGGUACUCUCCGGCUGUACCCUGACACGAGGUGCGACCGCUGAGAUGGAGGCCGCUACUAGUGGCAUCGCUGGCUUCUGAUCAAUCAGCUUCCUCCAGGAAGUCCUUCUGUGUUGAAAGAGACCACAAACAAUGUGGAGGGCACACAGCAUGGCAGAAAACCGAGAGCACCGCGGGGCCAUCGAGGCUGAGCUGGAUCCCGUGGAGUACACCCUUCGGAAGCGGUUGCCCCACCGUCUGCCCCGGAGGCCCAAUGACAUUUAUGUUAACAUGAAGACUGACUUUAAGGCCCAACUGGCCCGCUGCCAGAAGCUGCUGGACGGAGGGUCGCGGGGUCAGAACGCAUGCACUGAGAUCUACAUUCAUGGCUUGGGCCUGGCUAUCAACCGUGCAAUCAACAUUGCCCUACAGCUUCAGGCGGGCAGCUUCGGGUCUUUGCAGGUGGCUGCCAAUACCUCUACUGUGGAGCUUGUUGAUGAGCUAGAACCAGAGACUGAUGCACAAGAGCCACUGACCCGCAUCAGAAACAACUCGGCCAUCCACAUCCGAGUCUUCAGGGUCACACCCAAGUAAUAAAAUGAGUCUGGCUUUCCUCAUCCACCUACCCUCAGCUAGACUCAGGUAUGACUCUCCUUGUACUGAGUACUGUCAUGGAUCUCCUACCAGAGCCAUAUAAGGAAAAGCCUGUCGUCUCUUAGCCCAAAAGAUUCUGAAUUGAGAGGGGGAGAAUGUCUCUUGUUGGGCCCAGCAACCGGGCCUUCCUGAAUCUUUGUGGUCUGUAACCAGCCAUUGUCCUAAGCAAUAAAAAGUAUCGAACUUA